GUUCCGCUGCCAUUCACCCAACUACAGAUGGCGACACUCGACACCGACGUCAACAUGGUUCCGGCUGGAGAGGGCUCAUCCGGCGCCGGCCCUUCCAAUACCACGCCACAAUCCUCCAAGAAAUCCAAGAAAUUUGAGAUCAAAAAAUGGAACGCCGUCUCGCUCUGGGCCUGGGAUAUCGUGGUCGAUAAUUGUGCUAUUUGCAGGAACCAUAUCAUGGAUCUAUGCAUUGAGUGCCAGGCUAAUCAGGCGAGUGCGACGAGCGAGGAAUGCACUGUUGCUUGGGGGGUUUGCAACCAUGCCUUCCACUUCCAUUGCAUCAGCAGGUGGCUUAAGACUCGCCAAGUUUGCCCUCUUGAUAACAGUGAGUGGGAGUUUCAGAAGUAUGGCCACUAGAAUUUGUUACUGGAGCCGACAUUGGCUUCUUCCUUCGCGUUUGAUCUUCUUCCUGGGUCGAUCAGAAGCCUUGAAUUAUCGUAUUUAUAUUCACGUACAGAAUCCUUCUGCAUAAUUCCUUUUUUUUAGAUGGAAUAUUAUUAGGCAUCUUUUGCUCCAGCUAAUUAGCUUUUUGUUAAGAAUUUGCUCUGGCUAGUAAUUAUCAGCAUCAUUAUACUAUGCUAAUGAUUUGUGGAUGUCUCUUUUGUUGCUGAUAUGGAAAAGCGAUUCUCUGCUAA
Messenger RNA from Salvia hispanica, 674 nucleotides. RefSeq names its product RING-box protein 1a. Gene Ontology annotation, molecular function: zinc ion binding. Lineage: Eukaryota; Viridiplantae; Streptophyta; Magnoliopsida; Lamiales; Lamiaceae. The record is from RefSeq and is a predicted model, not a curated record.